AGACUUGCAGAAGAAGAAGAAAGAAAGAAAGAAGUCCAGCAGGCGAGAGAUUGGUUGUUUGAGGCGAGCAGGGCAAUCAAUCUCUCGGGAAUUAGAAGGGCCCGAUAACGGGGGAGGUCAGAUCGGAUCGGGAGGUCUGGUCUCCGACACGGCAUUACCUGUAGUUUUCCCGCGAGCAUUGACUGGGGGCGAUUUUGUCGAAGGCAGUGAGGCAGGCAGGAGAAACCGACCUGGACUUGUAAUUGGCUUUGUCAUUGACAUCGCGGCGCGUUCUUCAGAGGGACAUGACGAGCGGGAGCGGGAGGGAGGAACGUGACCACGGGAUUUGACUUGCGUUUGGGGGUUGAGGUGUUGAGGUCUGAUCGCAGCGGGAGUUGGUCAAGCCGACCAAUUCCUUGCGGCUCCAUGUGAGCGCUUUGGAUAAGACAUGUCCUUCGAGAUCACCUUCGAGGAUCAGGAUAAAGGCGGAAAAUGGACUGAACUACAAGAUGUUGGCUCAGAUUUGAGGCGGAGGAAGCUGAAAUGCUGGUCCUUCUUUCAGCCUGCACAGCUUGCGCAGAGUAGUUGCAGAUUUUGAUGAGGUGAGUAGGCGGAAGCAGAGGAAUUCGGGUGGUGUUGGUCUAGAGAUUGACACUGGAGUUCGUAGAUUUGUUGCCAUCAAGGCUGACAAAAGCGGAUUCACGUUGUCUUUGGCAAGAGGUUUACCGCAAGGUUUUGGUGGACGACGGAUGGAAUUCCCUUGUGAACAGGUUUGGCGGCUAAUAUGAGGACAUGGCGCAGAAAAGACCUCAAGCGUGCCAUCAAAGUUUGGUUUCCGUGGUUCUAAGGCCUCGAACAGAGGCGAAGAAAGUAGACACUACUUCAAUGUCCAUACGUCAGGAACCUGUUAUGUAGUUGGUAGGUCGAACGGGAUGAGCGUUCUGUCCGCUGGACAAGGAGGACAGGGCAGCUGGCAGCGAACUCUUGCCUGUAACGUGCUUCCAUCUUCCGUAGAAUUUUGGAGAACCAUAUCCAAAGAGUCUGAAGAAACACCUUGUCUGAAGAGUUUUGAAAUAUUCUUGGUACUCAGUUGUCCACUUUUGUUUAGUUCGCAGAUGCGAUUAAAAAAAACUUUGUAAUCAAAGUCAUACGAUCAGAGACUAGGUCCUUUACGUGAGAAUGUCUACCAGUGCACGUUUCCUCCUUGCCCCUUCUCCAGCUGGCCUCUUAACUCCUGCUGCUCCGACUCCCAGUGUGGUUGAUCCAAAUUCUGAAGUCUUUCAAGGAUCGAUACAAUCUCGUCGUCCUCCAGUUAUUCCUUCUAAUCCCAGUGAUGGAGAGCAUCCCAAGAAGCACAGAAGAGUCGUGUCCUCUCACAAAGAGGAGAAAGGGGAACCAGGGUCACCAGUUCAUCAUUCUGGCGAGGAUGUAAGCAAGGAGGCUUUCAGCGGAUCAAUAGCAGGUUCUCGAAGGGCUGGUUUGAAGGAGGACCCGAGAACCACCAGGGUAGUGUUUGUAAAUGAUUCCAGCAGAAGUACAGCAGAUUCCGUAGCAGGGAAUAAAGUGCGCACCAGCAAGUACACCCUUUUGACCUUCCUUCCUCGCAACCUCUUUGAGCAGUUUCAGAGGGUAGCCUACAUUUACUUCUUAAUUAUCGUUGCUCUCAAUCAAAUUCCUGCCCUUGCUGUGUUCGGAAGAACGGCAUCAAUUUUUCCUCUCGCUUUUGUCCUCAUUGCCACAGCCCUGAAGGAUGCCUACGAGGACUGGGCUCGACACCGAUCAGACAUGGAGGAGAAUAAUAGGACUUCGUUGGUGUUUGAUGGAGUUUCGUUUACGCCAAAGAAGUGGAAGCAUAUCAAAGUUGGAGAGAUGGUUAAAGUUCUUGCCAAUCAAAUUGUCGCUGCCGACAUGGUGCUCUGGGCUACCAGCGAAGCCAGUGGUUUGGCAUACGUUGAGACAAUGAAUCUCGAUGGUGAAUCCAACCUCAAAACCAGAUACGCAAAGCAGGAAACUGCGACAAAAAAUCCAGAGGACGAAGCUGUUGGUGUGACACUCAUCUGUGAGUUGCCUAACCGAAAUAUCUACGAGUUUCAGGCCUACCUAGAUCUUCACGGCACGCAUAUACCAUUAGGGCCCAAUAACAUUAUCCUCAGAGGUUGUGAGCUGAAAAACACGUCCUGGAUAAUUGGAGUAGUUGUAUAUGCUGGGAAAGAAACCAAGGCCAUGCUCAAUAAUUCAGGAGCCCAAUCGAAAAGAAGUAGACUGGAGCGGCAAAUGAAUCGGGAGACAAUGUGGUUGGUGAUUUUCCUCUUGGUACUCUGCUCCGUUGGAGGUAUCGGAAUGGGAGUUUGGGUUCAAGCUCAUCAUGAUGAUCUCAACACUUUACCAUAUUACAGGAAGAAGGAUUUUGAAGAUAAUGAAGACUAUAGAUACUAUGGUGUAUUCGGGGAGGCGGUGGUCGCAUUUCUGAGUUGUGUUAUCGUGUUCCAAGUUAUGGUGCCCAUUGCUCUGUACAUCUCGUUGGAGCUAGUCCGCCUGUGGCAGUCACGAUUUAUGACCAGAGAUAUGGAAAUGUUUCAUAGUACCUCCAACUCGCGAUUUCAGUGCCGUGCACUGAACAUCAAUGAGGAUCUGGGGCAAGUGAAGUAUGUCUUCUCAGACAAAACAGGGACCCUGACCGAGAACAAGAUGGAGUUUCACUCUGCCAGUGUGUUCGGAUAUGAUUACGACAAUGCGCAGGUUACUAUAGACCCAGUAGGAGCUGGUGAGGGCAUGAUCACUCAUGAUGACAAUGCAGUUGUCCUUGGAGAUCAGAAGUGGAAACCAAAAGUAGGUGCCAAAGUCGAUCCACAGCUUUUUAGGCUGCUCCAAGGUCCUGCCGACACUGCCGAGAGUAAGGCAGCUCACGAGUAUAUGCUUGUGCUGGCUGCAUGCAAUACAGUAGUCCCGACUAGAGUGCAGUUGGCAGCCAACGGUGAAAUAACGAUGAAAGCAGCAUCCAAUGACUCAGGUCCUGGACUUUCUGGAUUCAUCGAAUACCAGGGUGAAUCUCCUGAUGAACAAGCUCUUGUUGCAGCAGCCGCAUCUUACGGCUAUGUCCUGCUCGAGAGAAAUUUUGACAAUAUUUUGAUAAAUGUUAUGGGCAAGCCUAAGAGGUAUCAGAUCCUUGGAGUUCACGAGUUCGACAGUGUUCGCAAACGCAUGUCUGUGAUCAUCCGAAUGCCUGAUGGGACCAUCAAGCUCUUUGUGAAAGGUGCCGACAAUGCUGUGAUGGACAUAGUGAAGACAGAGGAUGAUGAGAUUUCGCAGUCUGAAGUGCAUACUGGUAUUGUUGGUAUAACGAAUCAGCACCUGGAAAGCUACUCCAGGAAAGGGUUGCGGACUCUUGUAAUUGCAUCAAGAGAGCUUGAUUCCAAGUUGUUUGAAAACUGGCGUUACAAGUACGAUAUAGCCAGUACUGAUCUUCAUAAUAGGGCCGGGCUCUUACGAGAUACUUCACAAAUGGUGGAAACUUCACUUACUCUGCUCGGAGCCACUGCAAUUGAAGACAGAUUACAGGAUGGAGUUCCUGAGACCAUCGCUUUACUAAGAGAGGCUGGAAUCAAGGUAUGGGUUUUGACCGGUGACAAGCAGGAGACAGCAAUAUCAAUUGGAUACUCAUGCAGAUUGCUCACACACGACAUGCACAAACUUAUAGUGCAUGAGUCUACCAAAGAGGGCGCUUUAGAGACUCUUGUAAGCAUGAAAGCAAAAUAUGGUAUUUCUGCAGAGCAAGAUGAGCAUUCUAUACAGAAUGGAGGCUCUACAAAGUCUGGAAACGGUGACAGCUCUCAUAGAUAUAGUGGGAGUUACGACAAUAUGAAUGGGUCUUUCUCAUCUUUUGGCGAUAAUCUUUUGGCGGACAAGAACAACUCGCGAAAACAAUUAGCUUUGAUAAUCGAUGGCAACAGCCUGGUUCAUGCUCUCCAUCCAGACGUGGAACAGGAGCUCUUCGAAGUUGCACGGGCGUGUAAAGUGGUCAUCUGCUGCAGAGUGGCACCUUUGCAAAAGGCGGCUGUAGUCAAUCUCAUUAAGAGUAAAACUGGAGAACUCACAUUAGCUAUCGGUGAUGGGGCGAACGACGUAUCUAUGAUACAAAUGGCAGAUGUAGGUGUAGGACUUAGUGGCCAAGAAGGGCGGCAAGCAGUUAUGGCGUCAGACUUCUCAAUGGGCCAAUUUAGAUUCUUAAAACGUCUACUGCUCGUGCAUGGACACUGGAAUUAUCAGCGACUUAGCUAUAUGAUUCUUUACAACUUCUAUCGGAAUGCAGUGUUCGUGCUCAUGCUCUUUUGGUUUAUUUUAUACACGGCAUUUUCUCCUCAAAAUGCUGUCACCGAUUGGAGUCUUGUUUUCUAUUCUCUGAUAUAUACUUCCAUACCCACCAUAGUUGUAGCAACCUUGGACAAGAAUCUUAGUAGUAGGACCUUGUUCAAGUUCCCGGCCCUAUAUGGCGCUGGUCAGAGAGAACAAAGCUACAACCAGCGUCUAUUUUGGAUAACCAUGCUGGAUACAAUAUGGCAGAGUUUGGUACUUUUCUACGUUCCCUACAUGUCGUAUCGGCAGAGUGAUGUCGAUCUUUACGGAUUGGGGAGUAUAUGGACGUUCGGGGUGGUGCUUUUAGUCAACUUACACCUGGCCAUGGAUGUACAAAGGUGGAACUGGCUUGCCCACGCAUCGAUCUGGGGUUCUAUCGUGGCAACCUUCGUCGUAAUGCUUGUUCUUGAUUCACUAGCAGUGGAGGCUUUCCUCCCGAAUUUGGGGACAAUGAAGCACAUCAUGGGGCAGGUUGCGUUUUGGCUGGAUCUUGUUCUCAUCAUCCCCAUCGCGUUGUUACCACGGUUUUGUGUUAUAGUCAUGAAGCAGCGAUUUUGGCCCUCUGACAUCCAAAUUGCUCGUGAGGGAGAAAUCAGGGGAACUCUUAAUUUCAGUAGAACUGAGAGACAACCCCCGGCUGUGGAGCUCAACAAACUUCCACCCGCGUAGAGCCAUGGGUUUGUGAGCUUGUCAAACCUAUAUCUUCCACCUUAUUUCUGCUAUCGAUCUUGAAUAAGCCCGAAUUUUGUCACUGCAGAAAGAUCUUACAUUCAAAUUCCACAAACCCAUUUUCUACUGAGAGAAUUCUGUGUACAGGUCACAGCCGAUUACAGGCUUCACAGUUGUCAUACUUCUUGAAGUAGAUUCUUGUAUCUAGCAUUAUUUUUCAAUCCCUGGCCCUGUAUAGCGAGUGACCUGGUAAGCGCAAGCCUUUGCCAUUGAGGGGUAGUGCAGGGGACCGAUGAGUUCAAUAAGCAUGCACAUUGCGUGCACGAGUAGAGUCGUAGCAAAAAUUGUGUGAAAGGUGGAUAACCACCUUUCAUCAAAGUUAAUGUGGAUAGCAAGGAUCUGAGAACAUUAUACACGGAGUGCAGGACAUUGACUUGUAUGUCCAGCCUAAAGAUCUUUAGUUUCACUAGUUUUGUACUAUAAUUGGAAUUUCAGCUUGCAGCAGCGCUUUUGCCUC
Messenger RNA from Marchantia polymorpha subsp. ruderalis, 5518 nucleotides. The record is from the annotation of a GenBank genome assembly. Lineage: Eukaryota; Viridiplantae; Streptophyta; Marchantiopsida; Marchantiales; Marchantiaceae.